GGGCCUGCCCCUCGGACCUUGGCCGGGGGAUGCUCCCAGCCCGAGCCGAGCCGGAGGAGCCGCCCAGCCGGGGCCAGGCUCCCCUUGUGCAGCCACAAUGUCGGGGGCGCUCUCUUCUGUGCGCAGAGCGGCCUCCCGUCCCCCCCCCCCCGGCUGGCUCUCGGAGCCCUCCCUUCUUCGGGGGGCCUGGCUCCCGGCCACACUCCCGGCCAGAAAGGGUAGCGGCCGGCCGGCCGGCCCACGGAGGCUCCUUGCUCGCCUUCUCCCCCCCGCCCCCCCCAAGGCAGACCCACAGCACUAAACAUAGACACCGAGUCUGCCCUCCCCCUCCGUUUCCACGGCGUGGGAGGAGGGAGCGGCCUCGCCUCCCCAGUUCCCUUCCCGCUGGCUACAGACAAGGCUUCCGUGGCAGAGGGAGGGAAAGACCGGGGGGGGGGGGGAAGGAGCCCCCGGGCCGAAAGGGAGCCGGUGCCAGUGUGGACCGCAGAAGGAGAGGGCCCAGGUGGCCUCGCUGGCAAUGGGGCAGGACAGCCUCUUCGCUGCGACCACCCAGCGCCCAGCUCCUUCCCUCCUCAGGGCUGGCUUCUUGACAAAGAUGGCCCUGAGCCCCCAGAGGCGAUCUCCACUGCGCACAUUUCUUGCAGACUGCAAGCCCCCGGACACAUGGCAAACCCCCCUCCCCGCCCCCCCUUGUGUUUCAGCAGACUUAUGGACAUGAGAUGCAACCCAUCCACCCCCCCCCCCAGAGGAACCCAAGCCUGCACUCUGAAGAGAGCGUGCCACGGAAGACACCCUGAGAGCUCUGCUUGUGGGCCAGUGUUUCUGCUUCUGCUUGCACUUGAGAGAGUCCAGGAGUUCCACAGAGCAGGGGAAAGCCACACCUCCCGUUGAGGCCCCUCUGGCUGCCCGCCUGGUUCCUAGCCAGUGGCUUCUCCGGGGCUGAGAGAGCUGCUCUCUUUCCACAAGGCCCUGGGACGUCUCGUGCACAAACUUCUAGGCCCUGGGACGUCUCGUGCACAAACAUCCACGCUGGGGACAGCCACGAGGGAGCGGGAGCCGGGAAUAAAGCCUGCUCUGCUCUGCGGCUGCCCGUGUGCUGUGCCCCAGCUGAUGUGGCAGCCCUGCGUGCCAUGGUGGACCACCCCAAGCCCAUGGGGGCCUCCUGGGAAUUAGCAAGGGACUUCCUGAUGGCUCGCCCUUCCUGCCAAGAGCAUCCAGACAAAGGCCAAAGUCCAACUCCGUCCCCCAGGGGACGGGUCCUGUCCGGGAGGUGGGGGAGGUAUGCCAGUCUACCAGCCGUGGGUGCCUGGAUUUUGUUUGAGACUCGGGAGUCCCAAGACCCUGAGGGAUGCCGCACUGCAAAACAGACCGCUCAGCUCCUGGGCUGCUCUCAUCAGGGGAGGCAGCAACUCUCCAAAUGGAGGACCAUGAGGCCAGCACACUUUGAAAAAUUAGCACCAUCAGUCUUUCACUGAGAAAUCCUGGUGCGGAGGAGCCUUCGCAGCCGCUCCUCUAAGCAGGCAACUAGUGUCAGCCACUUGGAUGCCUCAGUGCCCGAAUCAGCCCCUGAAACCCCCUCUGAUCUGCCAGGGACCCCCCCUGCACCCCAAAACGAGUUAUGUCAUUAGCUAGUAAGAACGCAACGUAAGAGCAUAGGAACAGCCCUGCUGGACCAGGCCCAAGGAAGCCCAUCUCGUCCAGCCUCCUGUUUCACACAGUGGCCCACCAGAUGCCGCUGGAAGCCUACAGGCAGGAGGAGGGCAACUUUUUCAAAACAACCCUGCCAAGCUGAAGCAUUUUACUGCUGAACAGCGUGGAAUCUGGAGAGCUCCCUGAAGGUGGGCAAAGGAAGGAUGCACCAGAAUAGGAAUCCAAUUGCAGAUGGAUUCAGGUCUUCAUCAACAAGCAAGCAGCACAACUAGCUGGAGGGAGAUGUUCCAGUUUUAUAGCUCCCUCUUCACCACUCCCCAGGGAGAAAAAGAUACCCUUUCUCCUCAGCCCUAAGAGAUUCUGCGGUGAGUGUGUCAGAUGCAGGACUCAUAACAAACACAACCAAACACAAGUAGAGCCCAUAUUAGGACAUAAUCUGUGGUGGUGGUGGCAGAAAAGAUGUAUUUCUCCACCACUGUUGCAUCUACGUAGUGUCAGCCAGCAGAAUUUUUCUGGGUGCUUAAAUGACUCCUUAAUGAAGGUCCUGAGGAUCUGUUAAAUGACCACUUUAAGGCUGCUGUGGGUAGGCUGCUGUGGCAAAUUUGCUUCACGGCUAAAAUCACGCACAUCCUUACCAGCUUGGACACUGUUUUGGGGACAGUCAGAACGAGAUGCUGCCAAUGCUCUGUCUGGUCCUGUUACCAUGGAUAUUUUUCAGACUAUUUUGCCUGACGACAUGGACAGGCUGCUGGGGAGCCUGAGGCUCACCAUGUGAAGCUCACCACGGUGCCCCCUUGGGUGGUGAGACUGGCCAGAGGUGUACGGCAGGUGAUGAGUGCCUGCUUCAAGCAAGGAGUGGUCGCCCUUGACAGAAGGCAGACUCCUUCUGAAGAAGCCCAGACACAGCCAUCUACUUGGCCAGUGCCAAACCUCCCGUUCUGGGGCAACGUGUUGGAGUGUGCAGUGCUGUCUCAACUCUAGGUGGCCAUGGAUGGAACUGAUGACUUGGACCCCUUCCAGGCUGGCUUCCAACCUGGGCUUUGGAAGGCCAUCUUGGUGGUUGACGUGCUGAGACAGGGGAAGUGUCACCCCAUUGAGUCUUCUGGACCUCCCAGUAGCUUUCUAUACCAUCACCCAUGGUGUCCUUCUGGGUGGUUUCUCUGGGUUGAGCUUAGGAGACACCACAAUACAGUGGAUCCAAUCCUACCUAAAAGAGUAGUCUCAGUAGGUGGUUUGGGGACGUCUCUUCUGCCCCUUGGCCAUGGCCUGUGCAGUUCUGCAAGGCGCCACCUUGCCCCUCAUGCUGUUUAAGCCAUCUACCUGCGAUGGCUUGUGCAGGUCAUCCACGGGUUGGGCUGCGAUGUCAUCAAGACACUGAUGACACCCAGUGUCCACCGGUCAUUUAAGUCAUCUGAUACCAGGGAAGCCAUGGACACCUUAACUGAUGCAGGUGAUUUUGGGCUGGAUGAGGACAAAGGGACACUUAAUCAUAGACUGGGCGAGGUGAUUGAGCAGGUGGUAGCCUCUCAGCUCCAGCCAGUUCAGGAUGAUGCAGAUUAUCUAGUCCCGUUUCAAAACAGCUUUUGGGUGGGCUAUGGGGUUAAGACUGCCUUGGUCGAUAAAAUGGAUGAUCUCCAAUUGGCUAUCGACAGAGAGAGUGUGACUCUGCUGAUCCUUUUGAAUCUCUCGAUGGCUUUUGAUACCAUUGAGUGGUAUCCUUCUGGACUGCCUGAGGCAGGUGGGAUUGGGUGGCACUGUUUUACACUCUCUGGUAGAUCCCAGAUGGUUUUGCUUGGAGACUGUUGUUCUGCAAAGCAAGUACUAAAGUGUGGAGUUCAACAAGUCUCCACACUGUCUCCAAUGCUCUUUAACAUCUACAUGAAACCACUGGGAAGGAUCAUCAGGAGGUUUGAUGCUGGGUGUUAUCAAUAUUCUGAUGACUCCCAGAUCUACUUCUCCAUGUCAAUCUCAUCAGGAAAUGGCAUAUCUUCUCUAAAUGCCUGCCUGGAGGUGGUAAUGGGCUGGAUGAGGGAUAACAAACUGAAGUUGAAUCCAAAUAAGCCAGAGGUACUGACUGUGUGGGGUCGGGACCUGAGAGAUGGUUUAGAUCUGCCUGUUCUGCACAGGGUUACACUUCCCCUGAAAGAUCAAGUAUGUAGCUUGGCAGUGCUCCUGGACCCAAAGCUCUCCCUGGUUUCUCAUGUUGAGGCAAUGAUCAGGAGUGCUUUUUAUCAGCUUUGGCUGAUAUGUCAGCUACCUCCAUUUCUGGAGGUAAAUGACCUUAAAACAGGGGUACAAGUGCUGGUAAUCUCCAGGCUUGACUACUGGAAUGCACACUACAUGGGGCUGCCUUUAUACAUAGUCCGGAAACUACAAUUGGUACAGAAUGUGGCAGCCAGAUUGGUCUCUGGGAUAACAAAGGGAACACAUAACACCGUUUUUAAGGGAACUGCACUGGCUGCCGAUAUGUUUCCGGGUGAAAUACAAAGUGUUGGUUGUUACCUUAAUGGCUUGGGCCCAGGGUAUUUAAGAGAGCAUCUCUGUCAUAAUCCCUGCCACCUGUUACGAUCUUCUGGAGAGGUCUGGUUACAGUUGCCGCUGGCUCAUUUGGUGGCAACCUGGGCCCAGGCUUUCUCUGUGGCUGUCCUGGGGCUUUGGAAUAUGCUCCCCGCUGAAAUAAGAGCAUCUCCUUCUCUGUUUGUUUUCAGGAAGAACCUCAAGACUCACUUGUUCUCUCAGGCUUUUAAUUAGAAUUAAUCUUAAUAAUGUGUUUUAAUAACUGUUUUAUGCAAUCGUUUUUAUUGUGUUUUGUGGAUUGUACUCUGUGGCUUUUUAUAUUGUUUUAAAUUUUGUACCCUGCCUAGAGAUAUACAUAUCAGGUGGUAUAAAAAUAUGAUAAAUAAAUAAAUAAAUAAUCCAGACAA
This is a messenger RNA of Hemicordylus capensis (graceful crag lizard), 4574 nucleotides long. RefSeq lists its product as uncharacterized. The record is from RefSeq and is a predicted model, not a curated record. NCBI's taxonomy places the organism in Eukaryota, Metazoa, Chordata, Lepidosauria, Squamata, Cordylidae. Bases 3028 to 4401 code for a protein of 457 amino acids. The transcript is spliced from 2 exons.